Molecule: messenger RNA, 5663 nt
Organism: Diorhabda sublineata
Lineage: Eukaryota; Metazoa; Arthropoda; Insecta; Coleoptera; Chrysomelidae
Exons: 2
Coding region: 187-1425 (412 amino acids)
Source: RefSeq, a predicted model, not a curated record
UCUCCGGAAUACCCGGAUCGGGUCGCAGUUCUCCGGAGCACCGAAGAAUUGUAUUCGUUACAUGGCGGUGUAUCGAAUGUCAGUGUGUUGUUAGACUUGUACGAACGCGCAUCGGCGCGACACAUUAGCGAACGUGCGAGUUCGUGUCCGUGCGAAAGUGUGAAAUGUCGUGAGAUUUCGGCAGAGAUGCGCGCCUCAAUGUGCUCCAAUAAACUGCUGCUCUAUUUUUUUAUCGGCGUCCUCACCGUUCCCAUAUUUUGUGGCAUCGAUAUUGUAGUCGAAGGCCUGCCGUUGCGAAGGCGGGAGCUCGAUACUAACCAAGACAUUCUCGCCGGCGCUGAUUUCCUAUCAAUUCUAAUGGGAUCUUCAUUAAAAGAAACCUACAAUGACAUAACGUCCACGGUACCAUCCACGACGAUUCUCGUAGAAAUAGAUACCGAACCUGAUUACACCACCAAACGUGAUAAACGAAAUUCCGAUUCGAAUUUCGAUACUACGUACACUAAUAGUUUAAUAACAAACGCCGUUUUAUCUUCUUCUCAGAGUACAGAACGUUUCGAUGUUAGUGACUCUAGUACUAAUAAAGAUGGCGUUGUAGUAGCUGUUAGUAUAUCCACUUCGAUCGGAAGAUCUAGAGGAAUACCAAGUUAUAAGUAUUCUACAUCGGAGCUUCAACUACCCAGCCCAAUAGAAGCGGUUAAUCAGACGGCUAUAGAAAAAACAAUCAAUCGGGAUUAUUUCGGUUCGGAACAUCGUCCUAGUAUAAUAGCUGAGGCGAGUAAAAGUGAAUUAAUCGUCGAAGAAACCGAACCGAUAACGAAAGAUAAUGAAUCGGCACCGGACUCGAGUUUAAAUUACCAAACAACUACGUUUCUCGAUCAAAAUUUAUCUAAUAAACAGACUAUUUACCAGGAUAAUCCACGAUCUGUAUCGUACACUUUAACUUUACCUGGAAUACCAGCGGAAUCAGAUAAAUCGCAGCCUCGCGAACGUCACGAGAGAAAUUAUAAAAAUUCUUUCGUCAACACUUUCGAAUCCAAUUUAAACAAAAGUACGGAAAAACCUUGGGCGAAGUAUACCCCGACCACACCGCUACCGGUUGAUUUACCGAAAGUUUACGCUCAUCCCGAGCAAAAUUACGAAGUCGACGAGGAAUUGAGCGUGGUAACCAACGGAAGAGCCCACGGCAUCCAACCGACCAAGCCGGACAAAAAAGACGAUAACCAAAAGUUCGGGUACGUCGUCGAAGGGAAAAAUUACAGAAAAUAUAGAGUAGAAGAAAGAACGGCCGAUGGAUUUAUAGUCGGGGAAUACGGAGUCGUGAGUCACGACGAUGGAUCUUUGAGAGGUGUUCGAUAUACCGCUGACGGUACCAUCAAUCCCAGAUUGAUUUCCGAAGCUCUAAUGAAAUUUUUGUCUCUGUGAUUAUAUUUGCCCAACUGGUGCUAAAGAUACCGUACUGACACGUAUUUAGUUCCUUUCGAAUUAGAUAUUAUUAUUAUUAUUAUAUAAUUGUUACUCGAAAUAUGUCGAGAGUGACGAAAAUCUCGUUUCGCGGAGUUUCGUCUCGCAAUAACGACGACCCUCGCAGACUUCUCGCAAAAGGCUUACAAUAAAAUCAGUUCGAAUUCAGCAUCUUAAACUUAACACUUCGUUCUGCUUUCUAACUAACGUUUUGACCCUCUUAAAUCUUCUGGUCAUGUUUGUGGUGUCUAAGAGUUUUGUUUGUCUAGCAAGUUUUGUUGUAAUUUAGUUCUUCAUCUGAAGAUCCCGAUGGUCACCGUUCCAACAAUACCAGGAUGCAAACAUGAUGUAGUCUUUAGUAUCGAUGUUGUAUAGAAGCAAUUUGAUGUAUCUGGAUAACGUUGAAUCUCGACCUAGUAUCCAAUACAUUUUUUUUCUUACAUCAAGCGCUCCACGUUUUUUUUUUAUAUGGAAUUUUGAGCUGUAUUGAAUCUAGUUUCAUUCAACUUGAUACUCCACAUCUUGGUCUAGCUGCUAAAAUGAUCAACGGAUGUGCUUAACUUCUCGGCAGCUUCUUCUUGGUGUUCAGGAAUGUCAUUAGUGUCCAGCAGAUAGAGCACUAGACUAAGUACGCAACCCUGGGGAAGUUCUACUUUGAUUUCCUCUGCCAAAUCUAAGUAGACAGUUGACAUUAGACGGACCUCUCAAUACUGCAUUCGAUUUUUUGAAUUUGAUCUGCUAAUUUGAUUUCCUUCUUCUUGGUGUUCAGGAAUGUCAUUGGUGUCCAGCAGAUAGAGCACUAGACUAAGUACGCAACCCUGGGGAAGUUCUACUUUGAUUUCCUCUGCCAAAUCUAAGUAGACAGUUGACAUUAGACGGACCUCUCAAUACUGCAUUCGAUUUUUUGAAUUUGAUCUGCUAAUUUGAUUUCCUUCUUCUUGGUGUUCAGGAAUGUCAUUAGUGUCCAGCAGAUAGAGCACUAGACUAAGUACGCAACCCUGGGGAAGUUCUACUUUGAUUUCCUCUGCCAAAUCUAAGUAGACAGUUGACAUUAGACGGAUCUCUCAAUACUGCAUUCGAUUUUUUGAAUUUGAUCUGCUAAUUUGAUUUCCUUCUUCUUGGUGUUCAGGAAUGUCAUUGGUGUCCAGCAGAUAGAGCACUAGACUAAGUACGCAACCCUGGGGAAGUUCUACUUUGAUUUCCUCUGCCAAAUCUAAGUAGACAGUUGACAUUAGACGGACCUCUCAAUACUGCAUUCGAUUUUUUGAAUUUGAUCUGCUAAUUUGAUUUCCUUCUUCUUGGUGUUCAGGAAUGUCAUUAGUGUCCAGCAGAUAGAGCACUAGACUAAGUACGCAACCCUGGGGAAGUUCUACUUUGAUUUCCUCUGCCAAAUCUAAGUAGACAGUUGACAUUAGACGGAUCUCUCAAUACUGCAUUCGAUUUUUUGAAUUUGAUCUGCUAAUUUGAUUUCCUUCUUCUUGGUGUUCAGGAAUGUCAUUGGUGUCCAGCAGAUAGAGCACUAGACUAAGUACGCAACCCUGGGGAAGUUCUACUUUGAUUUCCUCUGCCAAAUCUAAGUAGACAGUUGACAUUAGACGGAUCUCUCAAUACUGCAUUCGAUUUUUUGAAUUUGAUCUGCUAAUUUGAUUUCCUUCUUCUUGGUGUUCAGGAAUGUCAUUGGUGUCCAGCAGAUAGAGCACUAGACUAAGUACGCAACCCUGGGGAAGUUCUACUUUGAUUUCCUCUGCCAAAUCUAAGUAGACAGUUGACAUUAGACGGAUCUCUCAAUACUGCCUUCGAUUUUUUGAAUUUGAUCUGCUAAUUUGAUUUCCUUCUUCUUGGUGUUCAGGAAUGUCAUUGGUGUCCAGCAGAUAGAGCACUAGACUAAGUACGCAACCCUGGGGAAGUUCUACUUUGAUUUCUUCUGCCAAAUCUAAGUAGACAGUUGACAUUAGACGGAUCUCUCAAUACUGCAUUCGAUUUUUUGAAUUUGAUCUGCUAAUUUGAUUUCCUUCUUCUUGGUGUUCAGGAAUGUCAUUGGUGUCCAGCAGAUAGAGCACUAGACUAAGUACGCAACCCUGGGGAAGUUCUACUUUGAUUUCCUCUGCCAAAUCUAAGUAGAUAGUUGACAUUAGACUGUCAGAUCUGUGGUUUUCCCUAAAAAGCAAAUUGAUGGGCGGGAAUUACCUUCGAGAUAACAGACAGCAAUGAAAAAUAAAACCUUAUUGUAGUUUUCCCGGUUUGAGGAUCAUAAUGACCCCUGCAGCUCUUCACAUCUUGGGAACAACUUGUUUUAGUAGUAAUCAGAUCAGGGACUGGUUUUUGGGAUCGUUGUUUGUUCUGAUUACCUCAAAAACUUCUUUUGAAGAAUUAGGUUCAACAUCUUCCGAUUCUGGUUCAUUCUAAUCGUCAGGAUUUUCUCCAUCAUCGUCUGUAGAUGUUCUGCAAGCUCUUUAAAAACAUUUCUGAUUCGAGUAUUUUAUAAGAUGGGUCUUUUCAAUCGUUUGGUAGUUUUCCAAACUUUAUAAUGAUUUUUUUUUGCUGCGUUGCUUUAUUUAAGGCUGUUUUAUUUAUCCUAUGAUACUUUGUUUGAUGCCAAGUUUUCGGAAAUGAAUUAUCAAGAAGACUUGAAAAAUUGAACAUUGAAUGGACUUGCAUAUGAUGUUUGUGGAUGUUGAAAAGGCUUUUGAUAGCGUUUGGGAAAGCUCAAAAAGAUAAACAUGGUUUUACUCGUUGUAAUACGGUUUCCAAAAAACAUAUUUCAAAAACAUUCUUGAUAGUUAGAAUAAUUAAUUGAUGUGUUAUUUUUAUCUGUAGGAUUUUUGAGAAAAUCUCGUACGAGGUUUGAGUUGAGACUCUUUUUCUUGUGUUGUAAGAAAAAUUUGAAGUAUCGUCUCGAGUCCCGUCUGGAAAGCGAAACGAAAUAAAACUCUCGCAAACGAGAAAAUCGUUUUUCUUUUUAAAUUGCUUAAUUAUUUGAUAAAAAAAAGAGUAAUAAUUAUAACUGAUAAUAUUUCUAAUUUGUACCUGACUUUUCACUUUAAUUUGACCCCUAUACUGUUAAUUUUGUUAAUAAUAGAAAAAUUUUAAACAAAAACUGAUAUUUUAGACGUAGAGGAUUCAAAUCCGGACUUUUUUAAACCCAGGAUUACGGGAUUACAUAAAGGAAAUUAAUUAAUAACCAUUGAUUUAUAUGAAAAUCAUUAUAAAUAAUAAAAAAUAUUAAAAUUUCAUUCAUUCAAUUAAAUAAGAAGUUUGACAAAAACUUGUUUAGAACAAAGUUAAAAGUUUGGGUCGAUUUGAAGUGAAAAAACAAAGUUUUCUGUUAACGAAAUGUUGAUAAUAAUCUUGCCUCGUUUUCGGAAAACUAAACACCUUGUUCUGUUUAAUGUAAGACGUCUUACAUAUAUUUAUUAUUCCUAUAAUGAUAAAACUGGACCUCUACGACUUAAUCCUGUAUAAAAAUUUGUUGGGGGUCCUUCAAACUAAUUGCAGAGAGCCCCCAAAACUUUUUCACAACUAAACAAAAGCUAUUACUUACAAUAAAUGCUUCCAUAGUAUAGAUUUACCAAUUUGAGAGUAAUAAAAUAAAGAAGCAUUCCUAUUUUUGACCUCUUUUUUUAUAUUCUAUGUAACUUAUAGUUAUAAAAACCCCAAAUUGAAACUUCUCGCGUUUUUCGCAUCAAAUUCAGUAAUUUAACCAUCCAUAACAGAAACCGAUUUCAGUUUUUCGAGAUUUUUUAUCCUUGUGGAUAAUAGGGAGGAAUCUGGAAGCCUUUCUUGCACUAUAGAGGACCUUGAUGACUUUUUUAUGAAUAUAAUUUCAGAAAACUUCUUUCAGAAAGUGCAAUAUAGGAAUAUUAUUUAUGUGAUAGUUAAUUAUAAACGGCGCCCUCGAAUUUUUGGCGCUUUCGCAACAAUAAUAUUUAAGAAACAAUCUGUAAAAGAUCUAGUUGUAAUUUUUGAAACGUAUCGAACGUGGAAAGCUUAUUCUAGUAUAAAAAAAAUAUCAUUUACUCUCAUAAAUACUUUUUAUUUUUAGUCUAUUUCAAUCAAUAAUGUAUUUUUAUAAAACAUUCAGUCUCUGAAGACGAUAACUUGGUUAUCGAAGGUAAAGUUUGUCUUCAGUCUCUGAAGACGAUAACUUGGUUAUCGAAGGUAAAGUUUGCCUUUAGUCUCUGAAGACGAUAACUUGGUUA